Heterocephalus glaber (naked mole-rat) is the source of this 1875-nucleotide messenger RNA. RefSeq names its product 3-hydroxyisobutyrate dehydrogenase (gene Hibadh). Gene Ontology annotation, biological process: L-valine catabolic process. Lineage: Eukaryota; Metazoa; Chordata; Mammalia; Rodentia; Bathyergidae. Gene Ontology annotation, molecular function: 3-hydroxyisobutyrate dehydrogenase activity; NADP binding; NAD binding. The record is from RefSeq and is a predicted model, not a curated record. Gene Ontology annotation, cellular component: mitochondrion.
GCCUAGAGCAGUGAGAGCGCGUGCGCGAGCUGCCUCACGCUGUGGCCGUGCCGGUCUAUCCGGCUGCGCGCUCUCGCAGUCUGUGGGCCAACUGGAGGCGGGGCGGGGCAGCAUGGCAGCCUCCUUGCGGCUCCGUGGAGCCGCCUCCGGCCUCCAGUACUGGAAACACCGGCAGCGGCCCGCAGCUGUCAGCUUUGCAGCGGUGUAUUCUAGGUCAAUGGCUUCUAAGACUCCAGUUGGAUUCAUUGGACUGGGCAACAUGGGGAAUCCAAUGGCAAAAAAUCUCAUGAAACAUGGCUAUCCUCUUAUUGUUUAUGAUGUGUUCCCUGAUGCAUGCAAAGAGUUUCAAGAGGCAGGCGAACAGGUAGUGUCUUCCCCAGCAGAUGUAGCUGAAAAGGCUGACAGAAUUAUUACAAUGCUGCCCACCAGUAUCAAUGCAGUAGAAGCUUACUCUGGGGCAAACGGAAUUCUAAAAAAAGUGAAGAAAGGCUCAUUAUUAAUAGAUUCUAGUACCAUUGAUCCUGCAGUUUCAAAAGAAUUGGCCGAAGAAGUUGAGAAAAUGGGAGCAGUUUUCAUGGAUGCCCCCGUUUCUGGUGGUGUAGGAGCUGCUCGAUCUGGGAACCUCACGUUUAUGGUGGGAGGAGUCGAAGACGAAUUUGAUGCUGCCAAAGAGUUGCUGGGAUGCAUGGGCUCCAAUGUGGUGUAUUGUGGAGCUGUUGGGACUGGGCAGGCAGCCAAGAUCUGCAACAACAUGCUGUUAGCUAUUAGUAUGAUUGGAACUGCUGAAAGUAUGAAUCUUGGAAUCAGGUUAGGGCUUGACCCCAAACUAUUGACUAAAAUCCUAAAUAUGAGUUCAGGACGCUGUUGGUCAAGUGACACUUAUAAUCCUGUACCAGGGGUGAUGGAUGGCGUUCCGUCAGCUAAUAACUAUCAGGGAGGAUUUGGAACAACACUCAUGGCUAAGGAUCUGGGAUUGGCACAAGAUUCUGCCACCAGCACAAAGAGCCCAAUCUUUCUGGGCAGCGUGGCCCAUCAGAUCUACAGGAUGAUGUGUGCAAAGGGCUACUCAAAGAAAGACUUCUCAGCUGUGUUCCAGUUUCUAAGAGAGGAGGAGAACUUCUGAGUGUGCCCUUUGGCAUGGAUGCUGUUGGAACAGACUCUCCCCUGGAGCUCCCUUCUAGCUCACUCCACAAGUAAAUAGGUUUAAUCAAGGUCAUCUCUCUGCUUUUGAUUGUCUAUGCUACAGAAAUCCCUAGGAUUUCUCAACCGUAUUCUUUUUGUCUGUUUAGCAAACAUCUGAAAGAAAAUUUUUUUCUGCAAGCCAUUAAGGGAUUUUGCUAAACUAAAUUGACCUUUUUAAGAAGUGUGAUACCAGAGUAUCUUCAAAUAUAUUAUUCCAUACUUCAAUCAGGAUAUUAUUUACUCUACUUUACAAAUAAAACCAAGUAUUUUGUCAACAAGAUGAAAUCCAUCUUAAAAGAAGCCAGUGUGAGGAGAAUUAGAGAAAGGAAGUAUAGUAAAUUAUUACCUACAUCCCUUGGGAAAUUGGUGCUGUUAACCAAGUGGUGGUAUUCUUGGAUUUCUGAGGUUACUGAUUUGUUUUUCAGGAAAUUGAUAAAACAAUUCCUGCAUAUUUUAUAAUUUGAACUCUGUUACAGUAUCUUAGUGUAUCCCUCUUAUUAUAACUCCCAGUAUUCAACAGACUUGUUUCUAUAUUUCUUGCUUCCUUGUACAUUCUUACUACAUAUUUUUUGACUUCAAAAGAAUGACAUCUUAAGACUGUUUCACAGCCAAUGAAGUUAUUUGCUUUAGAUAAUUAUUAUAUUCUAAAUAUAACCAUAUUAUUUUGAAUUAAAAUAAAUUUCUAUGCUGAUA